Molecule: messenger RNA, 6273 nt
Organism: Numida meleagris (helmeted guineafowl)
Lineage: Eukaryota; Metazoa; Chordata; Aves; Galliformes; Numididae
Gene: B4GALNT3
Product: beta-1,4-N-acetyl-galactosaminyltransferase 3
Exons: 20
Coding region: 16-3123 (1035 amino acids)
Cellular component (GO): Golgi cisterna membrane
Molecular function (GO): acetylgalactosaminyltransferase activity
Source: RefSeq, a predicted model, not a curated record
CGGGACAGCGGCGGUAUGGAUGCAUGGACGGGAGGAGGCAACGCGCGCCCGGGAGAUGGGCGCUGCUGGCCUGGUAACGGAUAUGAAAGCUGGAGGGAACUGGCUAAGGUUCUGGCAGACCCAAACGUCCCAGGUGGAGACCUAAGCCUCCCGCUUUACUACUCCCAGAAGAUGAGACACCAGAACCAAGAGCAUCAAAGAAGUGGGAGGAAUAAAUCGAAUUAUGCAGCUAUGAACAACCCUGUCCCAUGGAUGCCAGAGUUCCAGGGUCAGGCCAACCUGCAUGUGUUUGAGGACUGGUGUGGCGGUUCCACUGAGCAGCUCAGGAGGAACCUCCACUUUCCCCUCUACCCCCACACAAGAACCGUGCUGAAGAAACUGGCCGUGUCCCCAAAGUGGACCAACUAUGGUCUCCGGAUAUUUGGCUACCUGCAUCCUUUCACCGAUGGAGAGUUUCAGUUUGCCAUUGCUGCAGAUGACAAUGCUGAGUUCUGGUUGAGUUCAGAUGAAAAGACCUCUGGUCUCCAGCUGCUGGCCAGUGUGGGCAAGACAGGGAAGGAGUGGACAGCACCGGGGGAGUUUGGAAAAUUUUGGAGCCAGCAGUCAAAGGUGGUGAGGUUGUCAGCUGCAGGCAGGUACUACUUUGAGGUGCUGCACAAGCAGGAUGACAAAGGGACAGACCAUGUGGAAGUAGCAUGGAAACUGAAUGACCCAGAUGCAAAGUUCAAAGUCAUUGACUCCCAGUACCUCUCCCUUUUUGCUAAUGAGACACUGUUAAAGAUGGAUGAGGUUGGGCACAUCCCGCAGACUUUGGCCAGCCACAAGAGCCGGCCUGCUGAUGGCACCAGCGGCAAGGCACACCCUGCUGACAUGUUGAAGCCUGACCCCCGGGACACUCUUUACAAAGUGCCUCUGCUCAGCAAGUCACGCCUGCGCCGAGCCCUGCCAGACUGCCCGUACAAGCCUAGCUACCUGGUGAAUGGGUUCCCUCUGCAGCGCUACCAGGGCCUCCAGUUUAUUCAUUUAUCCUUCGUUUACCCGAAUGAUUACAGCCGCCUGAGCCAUAUGGAGAAAGAAAACAAAUGCUUCUAUCAGGAAAACCCAUAUUACUUGGAAAGAUUUGGAUUCUCCAAGUACAUGAAAAUGGACCGGAAAGAGAAGAGCUUGGACUCUGAAGAAAAGACUGAGCAACCAGGCUUUCAGGACGGGAACCUGGAUGAUCUGCAGUAUGGGGAGCAGGAUGUGGAGAGCACUGUCUCCCCAGCACACCCUGGCAUGUGGCAGGCAGAGCCAGCAGGCACUUCUCCCAGCACGGCAGUGGGCAGCGAUCGUGUCUAUGAGGACUAUUCCCUCCGGGAGCAUCGGCGGCUCCUCUCAGUUGGUGACACAGGAGAGGUGACACAAAGGAGAUGGACAAAAAGGUCUGGUGUCAAAACAGCCCUGCUGGCCCCUGCCAACCAAAGCCUCAGUCAAGCUGGCCCAGAAAGAAACCCAGUGACAAAGAGACCUCACUUAAAAGCUGGAGUCAAAGACAACUCCAGGAGCCCUCCACAGCAUGCCAGGGCCGCCCAGGGCAGAGCACCUGCCAAAAAGGAGAACCCUCCUUCUAGGAGCAGGUCUCAAAGGGAGCAGCCUCUCAGCCGCUCCAGGGACUCAGGGGUCCAGAUUCCCAAAGGGCUGAGACCUCGAGGAGACCUCAGCAUUAUGGAGGAUAGCCUGCAGCCAGCAGGCACUGAGCAAGCUAGGAGAGCAGACCCAGUAUCCAGCAAAGCCAGCAGGCACCUCGUGGGCACUGCUGGCCCCAGCAAGGAGCCACCGCGGCUGGAGCAGUGGCUGAACCAAGUGGAGGCCUACGUGGCUGAGCAGAAGAGGGCCACCGGUGGAGACGCGGGCAAGGGAGAGACACAGGUGGCAUCUCUCGCAAAGGGCAAGUCUAGGCCUGAAAAGGUGGCAGCGGAAGAGGAAGAGGAAGAGGUGGACGGGGAGCCAGAGGAGGAGGAUGAGGAGGGUUUUGAUUAUGUACCAGUGUUUGACCAGCUGGUGAACUGGGAGCAGACUUUCAGUGCAAGCAACCUGGAUUUCCAUGUGCUGCGCACUGACUGGAUUGACCUGAAGUGCAACACAUCGGGAAACCUGCUGCUGAAAGAGAGGGAGGCCCUGGAAGUCACACGUGUCUUCCUCAAGAAGCUCAACCAAAGGAUUAAAGGGCGGUUCCAGCUGCAGCGUAUCGUGAAUGUGGAGAAACGCCAGGACCGCAUGCGAGGGAGCCGCUACCUGCUGGAGCUGGAGCUGCUGGAGCAGGGAGAGCGUCUCGUCCGCUUCUCCGAGUACAUCUUUGCACGUGGCUGGCAGGGUGUGGGCGGAGAUGAGCGAGAGGAGAGGAACAUGAGGAACCUGGCUUGGGGUCGCCGGCGGCACCUGAUGGCUGUGGCAAAAGAGCCAGAGCUGUGCUGGCCCCAGGGCUUUUCCUGGAACCACCGCGCUGUGGUUCAUUUUGUGGUGCCAGUGAAAAACCAGGCACGCUGGGUGCUGCAGUUCAUCUCUGACAUGGAAGAGCUGUUCCGAGUCACUAAGGAUCCAUACUUCAAUGUCAUCAUCACAGACUACAGCAGUGAUGACAUGAACGUAGAGACUGCUCUGAAAAGGUCUAGCUUGCGCAGCUAUCGGUACUUGAAGCUGAUGGGGAAUUUUGAGCGUUCUGCUGGGCUGCAGGCAGGAAUAGACCUCGUGACGGAUCCACACAGCAUAAUUUUCCUUUGCGACCUCCACAUCCACUUCCCAGCUGGAAUCAUUGACUCGAUCCGGAAGCACUGCGUGGAAGGCAAGAUGGCCUUCGCACCCAUGGUCAUGAGGCUGCACUGCGGCACGUCCCCGCAGUCACCUGAUGGAUACUGGGAGGUGAAUGGGUUUGGACUCCUUGGCAUAUAUAAGUCUGACCUGGACAAGAUCGGAGGGAUGAAUACAAAAGAGUUUCGGGACCGCUGGGGAGGAGAAGACUGGGAACUUCUGGACAGGAUCUUACAGGCCGGGCUGGAAGUGGAGCGUCUGUCCCUGAGAAACUUUUUUCACUGGUUUCACUCAAAGCGGGGCAUGUGGAACCGGCGCCAGCUGAAAACAUUGUAGCCUUCAACCCCAAAGAUGCCUGGCAGCACCAUCCACCAUCUUGCCCUGGUGUGCACUUUAUCAAGGCACGCAGCCAAGCACACAAACUCUGCCUCCAUUGGGACAGCACAGCCGAAGAAGGGACUGUCGGGCUGGAGGAGUGGGAUCUUCUCUUGUGAACCAUUGCAUCCAAAGUGUGGGAUCCUUGUCCUGCUGGGAAGUCAUAUGAGGGAGCUGUCACCCAGUGAAGGACUUGUAUUUCCUGCCGUGCAGUCUGGCAGAUGGUACAGCGGGAGAGGUGCCAUAUUUCCUGUUGAGUCUUGCGUGGUGCAAAUCAAACAAAAAUCCCAGCUAAGCCCAGAAUGAUUUACAGGAAUGCACCUUCUCUUUCAAUACUUGAAGAAAAAGAGGAAAAACAAGCAAAAACCUCUUCUUCCCUUCCAAUCCCUUCCCCAUCUCUCUGGUAUCCAUCCUUUCGGACAGGGGACCAAAAUAUCUUCUCUGAACUGUAUUGUGUCCAUAUGCCCGUGUGCUGACCUCAGAACAAUCUCGAUGAGGGAGUGCUGAUAGGCACUUCACGCUGCUGGUGCUUAGGUGUUUCUCUGUGCUUUGCACUUCAGUCAUUACGAGAAACGAUGUUCAUGGAGUGUGGAUGGAGACUGAAGUGCACUUCCCAGAUGAGAGCCACAUGUGCCUGCAGUUGAGCAAAGGGGCAGGGCGUGAUGUUUCAGCUCUACCUGAAUUAUUGAUCCACUGCCUGAGGAUAGUGGAGGGGUUAUACAGAGACACUUGGAGGGCAUCUCAGGAGGAAUUCUGCAGCCUUAUCUGACAGACGUACAUGUUUGUCCUAACAAUAUCAGGGAAACCCUCACAGGGAAGAAGUGGCAAUAUUUUAUUAGUUGAUACAUUGAGAUUUUGUCAGAAAAAGAGGAGACAGAUUUUUCUGCUCUCUAAAUCCUGUACAUUUAUGCAGCAUCUAAAGGUUAAUUUAAUUAAUUAAGACCUCACAGUUAGGUCCUGUUGUAGUUUGACUUUCAUGUAAAGAGCAGACCUGUUUGCGUUGGCUGAGGAACUAGCACAACUGUUGGUGCUUCACUUUUGAGGCAGCCCUGGGAGCCCAGUAUGGAGGAGGUGGCUCAGGCCUUGGCACUUGCACUGAGUGUAAGGAACAGUGAGGGCAGAAGAGAACUGGGUGAGUAAAACAACAGGCGGACCCAUGCCAGUGCUGAUGAGAGAGCUGUGGAAAGAGCACCUGUCCACAGCCAGCGUGAUGCUAGAGCAGAUUCUCAGCUCCUGAAACUACCAUUAAUGGAAGGCAAGAUUUUUACUUAUAAAACCAUUUUACGGGACUGCACUCUGCACUGGAGCUUCAGGGUCCCCAUAUGAAGGUGAAAAGGCUGCUGCUGGUCUCACGCUUCAGGGGGGAGUGUGACACUGGAUGCUGCUCACGGCUCCCAGCUCCAAGGGGAGUUGUUGAGAAGUGAGCGAUGGAGGUAUGGGGCAUGCAAGCAAUGGUUGACGUGGUACUAGAGCUGCUUGCUUUUAGGCUGAUGGAGUGGAUGCCAGUUCAGAAUAGAUAUUUGUUAUUAAUUCUAUGGUGCUUGACAAGCCCAUCAGGCUCCAGUGUUGUGGUAGAAAACGGAACGUGUGAGUUCUGGCACAUGAAAUGUAAAUCAUGUCAAAUCAUCUGGCUGCCUCAGUCUGGGUUUUGUCCCUCACAGAGUUAGCUGUAUUUAAGGAAGUUCCAGUGUGCAGUGUGCAGCUAUGGUGAGAAGUCUGUGAGAGUGUUAUGUCCAUCGCUCCAUGCAGCCUUUGCCAGAAUGCAGACAAUGAAUAGCCACCAUAGGGUGAGUUCUCUUUCCGUCGAGCCUUUAGCCCAGAGCUGCUUACCUCACGAGGACUCCCUGGUGAGCAUGAAGGAGUUACUGGGGCUCAGUCCAGUUUCUAAAGGCCAGUGUCCCCACUGUAAAAGUUGCCAUCACAACUGCUCUUCUGUUCCUAGCACAAUGAGGACUCUUAUGAGUUUAAGCAUUGUGGUGGUAAACAUGAUUAACACUAAUUGGCACUAGUUGGCAGCCUCUGUGGAGGAGCUUGGAGAGAGCUCAUGGGGACAGAGGCCAUCAUCUAGUCCACAAGCUCAGAGACUGCUGUGGGUUGUCGGAAGAGGAUGGGCUGCGUGCUUGCUGGCUUGAUAGCCAGCAGGAAAUCUUGUGGGUCAGAGUCAGCUUUCAGCCUUAGGCUGCUGCCUCUCUUCCUAAAUGACCUGUAGCUGUUUUGUCCCCCGGAAAUGAAGGUAUGACAAGCAGCAUGUGGUCCCAUAGCCAUACAGUGAGAGGACAUGGCUGUCCAGGGCAGUGGCCAGGCCACCAUGGCACCCAACUGACUGUCCCCUGUUGGCCCACCAGUGCCACAUGCCACAGCACAGAGGGCUCAUCCCGGCCAUCAGCCGCUCCCAAAGCACAAGAGCAGGAAACCUGAUGUCACCGAAGCAGGGAAGCUGACUCCUCCAUGGUCAUUCUCAUUUCUGUCACAGGGAAGUUUUAAGAAGUUUUGCCUGAGUUUGUGGUGAGGUUUGCCCCACAUUCCUGGGCUUUGUGUACAUCCUGGCCAUGUCCUGUCUCAGGGGCAGGAGGGUUGCAUGUCAUGUGAUUCAACCACAUGGGCUCUGGUGGGUCCCUGGUUGUGGGUGGAGGGGAAACCAUGGGCCACAGUGCAGAACAGAGCUUCCCUGUGGCAGGAUGCGGCCAGCCCAGGGGCCCCGGCCCCCCAUGUGCAGGCUGCACUGCAGGGUGCUGGCUCCAUGGGCAGGACUUGUUCAUUGCCAGUGAACUGUGGGCCUGGGGGGUUGUUUUAUGGUUCAGCAAAGUGAAAAGAGAAGGACUAGCUUUUAUUCUGAGAAAUGCCUUAUGUGAAAAUAAUAACGUGACUUGUUUUGUCAUCAUUUUUAAUAUUUGCCUGGUAUGAACAUCUCUCCUCACCACCUGUGAUUGUCUGAAGUUGUUCAUUUUUUUAUGUACUGAUGCCUUGUGUUAUAAAUCUGGAUUGUACCUUUGACUUAUCUGCCUUAAAGUAGCUCUGUGCCUUGCACAACCCUGGGCCACCUCUGUGUAUGAACUAAGGGAUAUACUGGUUCUCCUGCACAUUUUAUAAAUACAUGGUCUUCCUACAAGC